Molecule: messenger RNA, 4154 nt
Organism: Teleopsis dalmanni
Lineage: Eukaryota; Metazoa; Arthropoda; Insecta; Diptera; Diopsidae
Product: zinc finger protein 335-like
Exons: 6
Coding region: 801-3914 (1037 amino acids)
Source: RefSeq, a predicted model, not a curated record
UUUGAUCUCGUUUGUUUAAAAAUGUGUUGUGCCAGUGAACAUGUGUAUUUCAUUCUAUUAAUUAGACAAUUAUUUUAAAAUUAUUUUAUUUUUCAAUAAAGUUCCAGCAAUAUAGAACACCCAACGAUAGCUCAAGGAUUUGUCAAAUCCAAAAGUUCCGUUGUUGGUGGCAGAGGAUUGCGGAACCUUCGAGUGAAUAAAUUCAAGUCAGUGUUACUUGUUGUGUGUAAGGUGGUCGCGUUGUGUUUUGUGGGCAGCUAUACCCACGGCGUUGUAGCAAUCAAAUUUUUAGUGAAAAAUAGAUAUUUUAAACUGAUAUAAGAAUGUUAAAAAUUUAUUUUGAUUUUCAAGAGUGUUAACUGUUAUGUGUUAAUUUUUAACUUAUACGAAAUAACUGCGUCUUAUAAAGCAUCAGACAACUAUAUACUCAGCCAUAAAUACCGUAGAAUAUAUUAUCAGAAUUUUUUAAAUACUGCGAAAACCAUAUGACGACAUCUUUCACGCGGCACUGUCAUGGAACACUCAACGUAUUUGAUGACGUAAAUAACUACAGAUACCUUAUAGAUGAACAAACAGAAAAAUCGUGUAAAUGAUUUACGUCUAAUAGAACGCAACAGAAAACAGAUAGCUUAUAUACGAGCUAUUAAUAAUACUAAUUCUGAAUUUAUAGUGACUCUAUCAGUAACGCCUCAAUUUUAAAUUCUAUAAACAAUAAAAAAGGCGCAUAUAAUAAUUAACAAUUAUCUACUUCUUUAUUGCAAAUCAAACUAUUGACGAAGAAUACUGACUUUGCAAUCAAUAUGCUGCAUUUAGGAAUUGAGGUAGACCCAGAAGCAGAAGCCUCCAAUGGUGAAAUAGCUGCUACUUUAGCUGGCAUAAAUCGUGAAGAAGUCGAUCACACACUAGCCUUGAGUGCACAUAUGUCAGCUAAUUCUGCGACAGCAAUGUAUCCAGGCUUACAUCAAGCAGCAGCAGCUGCUGGUGCUUUUAGCAUGUUGCCAACACAAUUCCUUGCUGCAAACACACAAGCUGCUGCUGCAUUUAUGGCAGCACAAUUACCGAUGUCCACAUUGACCAAUACACUCUUCCCACCAAACUCAACUAUAUUUAGCCAAUGGCCGGCAGCAACAGCUACACAAGCCCACCUACCACCACUACAUACAACCUUGUCAAACUCCCCACCUGCCAGUCCACAAUCACCCAUCAGUCCACCCAUCAGUGUAGGCAAACACUGUCAUAGUAUCUCGCCAAUCACAAAUAUGUAUGAUGAACUAUCUAUGAAAAAACUACGCUCUUCCAAUGUCAUGGAUAUACCAAUGAGUAUUAAUGAUAUCUAUAGCACACCCGGACCAAUCUCACCACCCUCCAGUGCUGUAUCAUCAAAUUCAAGUCAAGACGGUGGAAACACACCAAACAAUCGCAAAGAUAAUGCACGUGACAAACCAUUCAUAUGUGACACUUGCAAUCGUUCUUUUGGUUACAAACAUGUCCUGCAGAAUCAUAUGCGCACACAUACUGGCGAAAAACCAUUCAAAUGUCCUGUCUGUGAGAAGGAGUUCACACGCGAUCAUCAUAUGAAAACCCACAUGCGUUUGCAUACUGGAGAAAAACCCUAUCAUUGCACCCACUGCGAUCGACAAUUCGUACAGGUCGCUAAUUUGCGUCGGCAUUUACGUGUACACACCGGUGAACGUCCUUACAAUUGUAAAAUCUGCGAUGGUAAAUUCAGUGACUCCAAUCAGCUAAAACAACACGUGGCACAGCAUGAUAAUGAGAGUUUAAUUGAUUGUGACCAAUGUCAUAUGAAAUUCCGUAGACAACAACAACUGCUAAAUCAUAAGUGCGGUUCUCAAACUCCACCAUCGCCUCUGAUUAGUCCAGUUGGCAGUAGUCAUAGUGAAAUGUGUUCAAGCUUUACCUCAGAAGAAUCAAUGGAAUUAGAUAAACCAAUGUUAAACUCACACGAUAACGCGAUGAUAAAUGAGGCACCAUUAGAUCUCUCCGAUGAUACCAAUAGCGUAGAAAGUGGACGUCAUACAUGUAAGGCACAUGAUAUACGUCGUGUUUUCCGUCUACCUCCACAAAUAACACACUUACCAAGCGAUAUGCCGAUACAGACUGAACCAGAGGAUUUGAGCAUGCACACAACACGCCUUUAUGUUGAUUCUCCAGAUUCCAUGAGCGAUAUUGAUCUGGAAGAACUUGAUGAUGCAGAAAGAUUUCAUUUGCACCAACAAAACUAUGCAUCUCUGAGAUUUAGCAUACCAAUGGAAUCGAAUAAUUCGUUACGCACUUUCGGGCGCAAGGACUCAACAAUUAAUCAGGCGAAAAUGGCGAUUUCAUUGCUGCAGGAAGCACAAACGCGAAGCUUAGCUGCUGCUUUAGCUGGCAUAAAGCGUGAAGAUGUUGAUCGUUCACUUUCCCUAUCACCACCAAUGUCCGCUAACUCUUCAUCAAGCAACAUAUAUCCUGGCCUACAACAAGCUGCCGCCGCGAGCGCCUUUAACAUGCUGUCGCCGACGCAACUAUUGGCGGCCAAUAGACAAGCUGCGGCCGCAUUUAUGGCUGCACAAUUGCCCAUGUCCACAUUAGCCUCAACAUUAUUCCCACAUCAUUCAGCAUUAUUCGGUUCAUGGGCUGCUAACACUUCCUCACCACAUAUGCCACUCUCAUCUGGUCCACAUUCACCACCCGCCAGUCCGCACUCACCUUUAGCAGCUGCCACACCGACCAGUAAACACAACCUGAGCCUUACUUCGCCCACCAGCAGCGUCCACAGUGAUGCACCAGUUAAGAAGACACGUAAAUUGUCCGUGAAAAAGGAUCUCAUUUCACCCCCAAUUGAAAUUUCCAUGAGUGUCAAUGAUUUGUACAAUUCAACGGGUCCUAUUUCACCACCAUCGAGCGGCUCCUCACCAAACUCUACACAUGAUAAUAGCGGUCAUGCUGGUAACGGUCCAAGUGGCGCGCAUAAAGAUCCUUCACGUGAUAAAAGUUUUACAUGCAAAAUCUGUUCGCGCUCCUUUGGCUAUAAACACGUUCUACAGAAUCAUGAGCGCACCCACACGGGCGAAAAACCUUUCGAAUGUCCUGAAUGUCAUAAACGUUUCACACGAGACCAUCAUUUGAAGACACAUAUGCGUCUACAUACAGGCGAAAAACCCUAUCACUGCUCACAUUGCGACCGUCAGUUUGUGCAAGUGGCGAACUUGAGGCGUCAUUUACGCGUCCACACUGGAGAACGUCCAUACACUUGCGAGAUCUGCGAUGGCAAAUUCAGUGAUUCUAAUCAACUGAAAUCACAUAUGUUAGUGCAUAAUGGCGAAAAACCUUUCGAAUGCGAACGUUGUCAAAUGAAAUUCCGACGGCGCCAUCAUUUAAUGAAUCACAAAUGUGGUAUACAAUCACCACCGACGCCUGCCAUCAGUCCCGCCAUAAGUACUGAAUAUGGUUUGAGUGAAAUUAAAUAUAAUAUGGGUUCCAGUUAUGGAUCAGAGGAAUCCUUUGAUAUGGGCAAAAAUGCACCACUUUUGUCACACUCAUCCACAACUGUUUUUGAUGCCACAGAAAGCGAAGAAACACCAUUAGAUCUCUCUGAAGAUUGUGGUAGCAGUGUGGAUGGUGGACGUAGUACGCGUAAAGCACAAGAUAUACGCCGUGUAUUCCGUUUACCAACACAGAUUAUGCAUGUACCAAGCGAUAUGCCUGAACAAACGGAACCUGAGGACUUGAGUAUGCACUCGCCUAGAUCUGGAGAGAGCAGUACACAGCACGAUAUGUCAUUACCGACAGCUGUACAGUCACCAGAAUCUUUGCACGAUGAUAUCGACUUGGAUGAUUUGGACGAUGCAGCGACCCUGUAUAUGAGACAACAGCAUUUAGCGGUUAUGAAGCGGGGUCUUAGCAUGGACUAAGCUAGCAGAAGUUAUAUUGACAUUUGUAAAAUAUGUAUUCAAAGAUUUGUGAGGAAAACCCAAAGAACUCUACUAGUUAUUAGGUAAGCAAGAAAAAAAACUUGAAAUAAAAUCGACUUUUUCAUCCAAUGAAACGAUGUCGAAAUGUAAAACGAAAUUUUAAAUUUUGUUCAACUGCCACGCCCAAUUAAAACUAACAACAACUACAACAACAACAAUGCUGUUUAGCAGUAAAUUUUA